UCACGUGGUAUAGACAACCUGCUUGCAGGAGGAGAGAAGUGCCGCACACUCUCGAGUUGUAUAAACAAGUCUGUAAAAAUGUUUCGGCCUGUCGGCCUUCCUCAGGUGACGUGCAAGUGUUUUACUGGUUGCCAGCACCUCCACUCAUAGACAGCCUACUAAACACAAGACAGUCUCACCAACAGAGAAGAGGAGGAGGAGGCAAGCAUGCUCAGUAACAAUUGCUUGAACUUCAUCAGGAAGAAACGACGAGGGACUGAAAUGGACUCCAGGUGCCUGCUAUUUCUUAGCUUGUGGACUAUGGCUAUUGGCACAGCGCAGGGGUGCCCUGAGCCAUGUAACUGCAUGGAGAAAUUCUCUGUGCAGCUCGCGGACUGCGCGUCCAAAGAUCUGCUUUCUGUGCCCGUGGGUCUGCCGUCCGAUUUGACGAGCCUCAGCCUGUCUGCAAACAAGAUCCAGGUGCUCAAGUCCAAGAGUUUUAUCAAUGUCACCUUGAUUACCUCUCUGUGGCUGGGGCACAAUGCCAUUGUCACCGUGCAGCGGGACACACUGGCACCGUUGGUCAACCUAAGGAAUCUGGAUAUCAGUUACAAUAAAAUCGUAAACUUCCCAUGGGAAGACCUGGUCAACCUCACUGCCUUGCAGCUUCUGAAAAUGAACAACAAUGAGAUGGUACACCUGCCCAAAGACGCUUUUCUCACCCUUCGAGAACUGAGGUCUCUCCGAUUAAACAGUAACAUGUUUGCCACCAUUGCGCAGGGUACUUUCGAGUCCCUGAGUUUGUCUCAUCUCCAGAUUUACAACAACCCUUUCACUUGCUCCUGCAGCCUGGAGUGGCUUAGGGACUGGAUCAAGGGGUCAAAAAUUUCCGUGCCAGAGAAAGAGAAUAUUGCAUGUGAAUUACCCGAGAACCUGAAAGGGGUUUCGGUGGUAAAGAUGCCCAACAUGGAUUGCAAGGCCCCUACCGUUUCCAUCACAUACCAGCCAAACUGGUUGAUGCCAACCGGGUCAACUUAUGUCUCCGCGGAUUCUGGGGAGAGUGGGGAGGAUGCAAAGGAUUUGCCCUUAGACCAGUGUGGUAUAAGCGACGGCACACAAUACAUGUCCAAUCACGCUUUCAAUAACACCCUGGAUCAGAUUAAGCAGAACACUUUUGAGUUCGGGGUGAUAGCUCUGGAGGUGUCAGAGACAGAGGCCAAGGUGCAGCUCAACCCGUUGCAGAUGGCCAACAGCAAGACCAACCUCCAGAUGAACCACACCCAAGACCUGCAGACCGUUGAAAAGGAGCCGUUUAGCCUGACUCAGACCAUCACCAAGAAGUCCACUUUGGACCGGCUCCACCUCUGUGUGAGCACAGGCAACGGUCACUUAAUAGUAGGGACAUCCACGAUUAGAGAGGGUAUCAACGCAUACCGUUUUGGUGGCUUACAGCCCGGUACCACUUACACACUCUGUCUCUCAGAUGCGACCAGGGAGUGCCAGGUCCAGGUUGUAUUUACCACCAGAAAGAAAUUUUCUGUGCAGCUGACAGACUGCGCAUCCAAAGACCUGCUUUCUGUGACCAUGCUUAUUUCUGUGUACCUAGUUAGUUUUCUCCAAAGUUGUUUCAUUUAAGUGGUUAUAUCUGGCCAUGCCUUUGUUUUCUUAAUCUUAAAUAUAUCACUGGCUUUAUCUGUCAUUUUCCUUAUUUCUUGCUUUCAUCUUUUGGCCUACUUCUUUUUAUUCUAUUUUCACCUGCCAUGCCUUGUGCCUUUAUUGCUUUCAUCUUGUUUUGUUUCACAUUGUUUUAUCUUAUUUUACUGUACAGCAAAUUGAAUUGCUUUUAUGUACGAAAUGCGCUAUAAAAAUAAAAUUGCCUUGCCUUGCCUUGGAUUAUGAAUGAAAUAAGUGUUUUUUUUUAAGCAGCACAUACAUAUAGAACAUUAAAUUGUGCAAAAAUAUAGACUUUGUUACAAAUGCCAUCUACAGCGCCAAGGGAACUUAUUUAUUCUCAACCUAAGGUCUCCAAAGGUCUCCUAACUGAAGAUCUGCUGAAGGGGCGUUCACCUGUCAUCACAUGGAUCCCGGAAAAGUCA
Engraulis encrasicolus (European anchovy) is the source of this 2075-nucleotide messenger RNA. RefSeq names its product immunoglobulin superfamily containing leucine-rich repeat protein 2-like. Lineage: Eukaryota; Metazoa; Chordata; Actinopteri; Clupeiformes; Engraulidae. The record is from RefSeq and is a predicted model, not a curated record. Bases 208 to 1614 code for a protein of 468 amino acids. Gene Ontology annotation, cellular component: extracellular matrix. The transcript is spliced from 2 exons. Gene Ontology annotation, molecular function: protein binding.